AUGGUUGCCAAUAUCUACUUUGACCCGCCUCUGUGGCUGCAGAGGCAAUCCUGGGUUCUCGGCAAACUCCGACAGGAGCGAUCCGACUCGGUCGUCGAUAUCGGCUGCUCGAAUGGUGUUCUGCUUUCGGCUUUGAUGCAGCCCGCUUUUCAGCUCGACCAAUUCCCCAUUCAUCGCUUUCCCGCUCUCGCUUUGCCCAACAAAGCUGCUCGCGCCACAGACGAUUCGGCAAGUGAUGCCCUCCUCUCUUCGCGUCACUGGAUCUACAGUCCCAACGAUAUCGUCUUGUCUCGCCUCAUCGGCAUCGACGUCGAGCGCAAGGGCCUCGAAAAUGCCAAAUCCAGCCUUUCGCUUCAUGGCCUCGCUCUUGCUAAGAAUCGUCCGCGCUGGAAGUCGCUCGAUGUUCGUCUCUUUCAAGGCCCUGUCGAGACCGAAAACGAUACCUUGGACGACUAUGAUGCCUUUGUCGCUACCGAAAUCAUCGAGCAUCUUGACCAAGCCGCGCUUGACCAAUUUGCACCCACUGUGUUCGGCAAGUAUCGCCCUCGCAUCGUCCUAAUCACAACGCCCAACUAUUGCUUCAACGACAACUUUGGCCAAGAUCUUCGCACUCGCCCAGGCUUUCCAGACCCCACGCAACGCACCCACCGCGUCUUUCGUCAUGGCGAUCACAAGUUCGAGUUCACUCCGGAUGAGUUCAAGAAAUGGUGUGAGACCAUAGCCGAUGACUUUGGCUACCAGGUGCACAUCCAAGGAAUCGGAUCCGGCAUCUACAGAGUACCCAAGGACCAGAUGGAUUCCGCUGCCCUUCAUGAACAGGGCGCCAACAUGUCAAAGACCCCGCGUCCUCGCACCACUUCAAACCCCGACGAGAGGCUUCGCUAUGCCACGCAGAGCGCCUUCUUCAUGCGCCACUCUGCCGAUCCAAGAGCAGCUCGCCGUCAACAACCGAACCGCGAGAGCGUCGACAACAGCGACUCGUCCCAUCCCUUCUCGGACCGCUACCUGCAGUCACUUUCGGUGCCCAAGCCCCCCGUUGAAACCCGAGUGCACGAUAUCUUUGACGAGGCCAUCAGUCGCGAAGGAGAUGAGAACGAAGAGGACGGAGACGAGCGAGGCAGAUCCGGCAGGCGUGCACGCAGUCGACGUAUCGAGAAUUUGCCCUUCCUCAGCAGCCCUUCGCCUCAGCCGUCCAUGCUUGCUUCACUUGCAGCUGCACCUACCUCGCCUAGUCCUGACACUGCCGAAACAGCAGAAGGUAGCGCUCCGCCCACCCCCUUCACAGGGCACAGACUGGUGUGGAGCCACCGGUACGAGUGUUCGCUUCCAGCGUCGCAGGUGACGGAAGCGCGCAAGCGCAAGAUCCAGACCGGAGUUCCUCUGCCUGCUGACGACAUUCUCGCCACAGUAGUCGAGAAGCAGCGACAACUGUAUGUUCACACUCAAUGGCACGGAGACGACGGCGCUUCUUUCGAAGCCGGCAUUGGCAAAGAAGCAGUGGCCAAGCUGUGGGAUGUUUGGAGUGACGAGACGGUGCGUGCGGCGUGUGCGGGACAGGUUGUCGCAUUGCUCGAUGCUUUGCGACUGGUUGCACCCGAUGCCGAAGCGCCGCUGCUACCCGAAGCUGGUGUUGCAAGCGGCUUCACUGCCAGUGCUGGUACAGCCACUGCUGCAGAGCGACAAACCACCGUUGUCGGCUCGGACGCCGACCGCUGGGAAUUGCGUGUCCAAACCAUUCGUCACAAUAAUGUCUCUGCCAGCCCGAACGCGCCGCACGACUUCGUGGAAUCUGACCUGUUCCUUGUUUACACGCAUCCCGAUGUGGCGCGCUGGCAAGCCGCGAUCAACGAGGCGCGCAACUGGGUUCCUCGCGAUUUGACACACAGAAACAACAGCAAUGGCGGAACCGCUCGUCGAAGCAGCUCGCUAUCAUCGAGCCACGAACGUGUCAAGCCACCCAAGGACGCUUGCAGCCUCAGCCCAACGCGCGAGUAA
This is a messenger RNA of Mycosarcoma maydis (corn smut), 1995 nucleotides long. RefSeq lists its product as uncharacterized. Gene Ontology annotation, molecular function: O-methyltransferase activity; RNA methyltransferase activity. Gene Ontology annotation, biological process: siRNA processing; RNA methylation; piRNA processing. The transcript has a single exon. The coding region runs from base 1 to 1995 and encodes 664 amino acids. The record is from RefSeq and is a predicted model, not a curated record. Lineage: Eukaryota; Fungi; Basidiomycota; Ustilaginomycetes; Ustilaginales. Gene Ontology annotation, cellular component: nucleus; cytoplasm.